Molecule: messenger RNA, 909 nt
Organism: Puma concolor (puma)
Lineage: Eukaryota; Metazoa; Chordata; Mammalia; Carnivora; Felidae
Source: RefSeq, a predicted model, not a curated record
AUGCACCACCAUUUGGGCUCGUUUGAGGAAUCACGCGCACCUGUCUCCCUGCAGCUCCGGGAUUGUGGAGGGCUUCGGGAGGUGGAGGUGACCGCCUGCCUGGUGUGGAAGGAUUGGCCUCACCGAGUCCACCCCCACAGCCUCGUGGGGAAAGACUGCACCGACGGCGUCUGCAGGGUGAGGCUCCGGCCUCAUGUCAGCCCCCGGCACAGCUUUAACAAUCUGGGCAUCCAGUGUGUGAGGAAGAAGGAGAUUGAAGCCGCCAUUGAGCGGAAGAUUCAGCUGGGCAUCGACCCCUACAACGCUGGGUCCCUGAAGAACCAUCAAGAGGUGGACAUGAAUGUCGUGAGGAUUUGCUUCCAGGCCUCAUAUAGGGACCAGCAGGGACAGAUGCGCCGGAUGGACCCUGUGCUCUCUGAGCCCGUCUAUGACAAGAAGUCCACAAACACGUCAGAGCUGCGGAUCUGCCGAAUUAACAAGGAGAGCGGGCCGUGCACGGGGGGCGAGGAGCUCUAUCUGCUGUGCGACAAGGUGCAGAAAGAGGAUAUAUCGGUGGUGUUCAGCAGGGCCUCCUGGGAAGGCCGGGCAGACUUCUCCCAGGCCGAUGUGCACCGCCAGAUCGCCAUUGUGUUCAAGACACCGCCCUAUGAGGACCUGGAAAUCGUUGAGCCUGUGACCGUGAACGUCUUCCUGCAGCGGCUCACCGACGGGGUCUGCAGUGAGCCUCUGCCCUUCACGUACCUGCCUCGGGACCAUGACAGCUACGGAGUGGACAAGAAGCGGAAACGGGGGAUGCCGGACGUCCUUGGGGAGCUGAACAGCUCCGACCCCCAUGGCAUCGAGAGCAAACGGCGGAGGAAAAAGCCGGCCUUCCUGGAUCACUUCCUGCCCAACCACGGCUCAGGUUGA